Messenger RNA from Monosiga brevicollis MX1, 2775 nucleotides. RefSeq lists its product as uncharacterized. Gene Ontology annotation, cellular component: centrosome; centriole. Gene Ontology annotation, biological process: centrosome duplication; protein localization to centrosome; mitotic spindle organization. The transcript has 8 exons. The record is from RefSeq and is a predicted model, not a curated record. Bases 1 to 2775 code for a protein of 924 amino acids. NCBI's taxonomy places the organism in Eukaryota, Choanoflagellata, Craspedida, Salpingoecidae.
AUGUCCUACCUGAACAAGAGCCAGCUGCAACUGGACCAAUCCGUGAAUGUGAUCGACGCCUCGGGCUCGGUCAAGCAUGUGGGCGUCAUUGUCUUUCUCCACCUCGCGAGCGAUCAGCCCUAUGUCGAGAUUGAAUUGCUCGCAGCUGAACAAUUCGUGCCGGGCGAGCCCAACGACAACUUGCGCCGCCUAACCUUGUAUCUUCCUGAGGGCAGCUACUCUGGUCACUUUUCGGUGUGCAUCCGGAGCGGUGCAUUUUCCCAUCACACGCAUGUUCUGGAGGUCAUCAACCCCGCUGCGCCUGCUUUACGCAAUGGCCAGCUGGUGGACGCCCUACGGGAAGACGAUGUUGCAGAGCAACGCCUCUUCGGGCUUGUGCAACCGGCUACUGAGGACCACUCGGCCUACGUGGAUGUUGAGUGGUCCUUUCGUCUUGAUCAAACUCAAGAAGUCUUGUUGCUGUUACGCAACAUCUGCGUGGCCGACUCGGCGCACAAAGUGUCCUUUGGCGAGGACGAGGAUGUGCAGACCACCGUCUUUGGCGUCAUCAACUGCGACCAGUUGGCCGUUGGUCGAGCCCGUGUUUAUUUGCCAAGCCCACGAGGGGAUCAAAAUGUUCAGAAGACGCUGCACGACCAGGGGGACAUAAGCGACGCGGAGAUCUAUUGCAGCGGCGGCGGCGGCGGUGGUGUCAUCAUUGUGGUGCACACCGCAGCGCAGCUGCUGACCACUUCGUCUCAGUUGCACCAACACCUGGCCGCGCUCGCAGGUCAUUGGACGACCAGCCCACCAUCCAAGCCAGACUCAUCCCCGGCCCUCACCCUCCUGCUGUCCGAAGUCCAAUUUGACUCCUCGCCCAACGUGAGCCACACAAGCCUGGCCAGCCACGCCAGCCUGGCCAGCGGUGGUGAUGACCAGCUCGCCGCCACGAUCGAAUUGCUGUCAGCCGAGCCCGCGACGGCGGUCCUGACCAGCCAAGACCAGCUACUCAUCACUGGCCACCUGUCGCGCAUCUCAAGCUCGUCCAAUCAAGCCGUCCUGCACCUGCAAAUCAGUGCCCGUGCGCUUGGCCUCCAGACGCAUGGUUGCCACAGCGGCUAUCUCACCAUGGACGGACACCGCCGAGCUCGGCUUGUGCUGAACGAUGAUCCACGUGCGACCACUUUACCGCUCGUCGGGAUCUGGUGUUUCUGCCCCGUUGCCUUGGCCUCACUUUGGUGGCGCCAGCAAGCUUUGAACUACUGGCUCGACGCGCGUCUGAAGGACCGCGUGUUCCGGGACAAGACCUGCUGCCUGCUUGCUGCCUUUGGGCCCGGCCAAACGUGCGUUGCACCCUCUUACUCCCGCUGGCACAAAGAGCAACGCUGGGGAAAUUUCAAAUGCGUAAAUACCAUCUCGACUGCGACUCACCUGAACUCCCUCUUUAGCCAACCAACAUGGUUUGAGCUGUGCUUCAGCGAUGUGGAGCCAGCCGUGGUCAAGCGCUCUGCCACCUUCUCACUGCCCCCACCUGCCUUGCCCAUCUCCCCAGCACCAACCGCGCCGCUGGUGACACGCAUUGCCUUGCCUGAGCAUGACGACCAAGCGCUAGGCCAGCGCGAGCUCUCCUACAUAACCACGCACGCAUCGUCCCCUGCACGCCCAAACCGCAAGACGGCUGAUCUCAGCGCGCGCUCGCCGGGCCCGACGCAUAGUCCACGCCUGAGCCCCAUUCCUACUGCAGGUCCCAGUGAACCGGAUAGCCCCGCCAUCAGCCUCGUGAGUAGUCCAGAGCCAGAGCCAGCACCCUCUCCGAGGCAUGCAAUCGACAGCUCGCGCAUCCUCCAUAGCCUGCCCGAAUCGUGGCGUGAAGCACGGCCCUUUACGGCCUCACCCAGCUCGCACCGUCCGCCCCUUACGGAUGCGGGCACAACACCCUCUGCCAUUGACAUGGCACCGAUGAGUACCAGAGCCACGAGUACCGGGAACGAUGUUGACACUGAGGAAGAAGCACGACCACGCCAGACAUCUCCGGUCAAGGCCGCCCCUGCAGCGUGGCAUGCCGAGCCCACCCCACACACCAGCGACUGUCUGGACCUCACUUUUGAUAGUGUGGACGAAGGACCCGGCUUAUCCACCACGAGUGGCCCUGCGGCACCCAUGCACUCGAGCGAGACCAAAACAGCCACGCUUUCGCCCGUCUCUGCCAGCCUGGCCCCUCGAUGUGCCAGCGCCAGCUCGAACCCUGUCUCGUCACCAUCAAAAUCGCAGCUACAGACUCGUCGACGUCAAGCACCGGGUCUAACAGAUGUGACCAAUCGUGCCUGCCCAGAUGCACAGCUAUCUGCUGCACUCCCACAACUGCAUGUAUGUUCCACAGCACGCGCGCGAUUUGGCAGUUGCCUCGAGUGUGGCGUGUGUUGCUCAUGCUUUCAGCCGCCCCUGUAUUGGGCUUUACAGGCACGCCUCAAACAAGUCUUGGAUGCAGUGGCCUUGCCUAAGCCGCCCAUUCAAGACGCAGCACCAGCACAACGGUUGCAACGGCGCCCCAAAGCUGCCUUGCGCACGGAGAUACAGCCUCCUGUAUACAUGCAAGUGCCCGCUGUACCGCUGAGUCCCUACAUGCACGUUUCGCCGAUUGAAACAAAGUCUUGGCUUGGGAGCACAUCAGCCCCCAGCGGUGCGAGGUCAAGCCAGAGCCCCGGCACUUUGCCCGUGGCAGCCAAGAACGGGCGUAAGCUGCUGGACACGGUGUUUCUUCGCAGUCAACCCGCGCUGGGAUCCGACGAAGGGUAG